AUGACAGGACAAGGUUCAGAACGUCCUAAUAAAGGAAAGGGGGUAGCAAGGCGUAAAAAGAGGCAACGGCAGGCACCAAAGUAUGUACUUAGGGUGCCUGCUAAUCUACCUACCAUUGCUGCCCCCGGUACAUCAUCUGUGGGGCCUCCUCCUACCCCUACAAUACAGCCUCCUACCCCUGCAGUAGACCCUACUCCUACCUCUACAAUACACCGUUAUCCUACCCCUGCAGUACACCCUUCUCCUACCCUUGCAGCACACCCUUCUACUACCCCUACAACAGACCCUCUUCCUCCUCCUGUGAUUAUAACCCUCACUCCUCCCCCUGUGGUUAUUACCCCCACUCCUCUCCCUGACCCUACUUCUAUACCUUCCUCAUCUUGUACACCGCCUUCUGAGACUGUCACACCAUCUGCUGAUCCAGAUUCAAGUGGUGAUGGUGAAGGUCUUGAACCGUCCCUCCAUGAUCGACCAUGGAUUGAGCCGUAUGGGUUGCUUCCCAGUGAUGGACGAGCGCCCGAGAAGAUGACGAUAGAAGUUGUGCCAGCACGAUUCGGACUCCUCGAGGAUUCGGACGCAGCGGAAAUGGAAACGAAGCUCUAG
Molecule: messenger RNA, 603 nt
Organism: Vigna umbellata (rice bean)
Lineage: Eukaryota; Viridiplantae; Streptophyta; Magnoliopsida; Fabales; Fabaceae
Source: RefSeq, a predicted model, not a curated record